UGAGUGAUAACCAUUUACCCUUCUUUUUCCACCAUACCUCUAUACCUGUCCUUCCUUCGAGUCGACGCUGGCGCGUCUGAAGGAAUCGUUGCCAACACUAUACAGCGGGCAUUUUAAUCAACUCAGAGAUCUUGUUCCCGAGAGAGAGAGAGACCUGCUUGAUCGCUCGAUUGAGAGCAGCGCCGACUCUAUGGCGCACGUCGGGUUGAUAUGUGUCCCCUCGAACUGUCAAACGCCCGGUUUCCCCCUAGUGACCUGCCGCAUUGGCACCGGAGUACUGUUAAUUAUAUGCCUUACGCUCUCUGUUCACACUGGCGACGCUUGGGAGACGUGAUGUAUCCCAUCUUCCGACUUUUUUUCUUCUCUUUCUUUCUCUCUCUCUCUUUUGUCUUGGCGGUCCACGCGAUGGGUACCCUACGGGAGAUGCACGGGCAGGUCGUUGAAGUAAUGUUUGCCUUCUAAUAAGCGGGACUUAUGAUCACUGGCAGUUAAUUCUAGAAAUA
Molecule: messenger RNA, 503 nt
Organism: Aspergillus steynii IBT 23096
Lineage: Eukaryota; Fungi; Ascomycota; Eurotiomycetes; Eurotiales; Aspergillaceae
Exons: 1
Coding region: 211-462 (83 amino acids)
Source: RefSeq, a predicted model, not a curated record